UCAAGAAAAAAACAGCAGAAGAAUAGAGAGAGAGAGAGAGAGAGAGAGAGAGAGAGAUAUGGAGAACGGAGUUGCAAGGAGGGGGUGGAAUUUCAAGUCAUACGGCGCGCUGGCGGACGCGGCGCAGCUCACCAUCAGAGGAACGCUGAACACGAUCAUGUGCAAUCUCGACGGUGGAGAUACGAGGCCCACCAUUCCCCUCGGCCACGGUGAUCCCUCCGUCUUCCCUUGCUUCCGCACCACUCCCAUCGCUGAAGAUGCUGUCAUCUCCGCCCUCCGUUCCGCUGAGUACAAUUGCUACGCUCCGACUGCCGGCAUUCUUCCCGCCAGAAGGGCGAUUGCCGAGUAUUUGUCUCGCGAUCUUCCAUACGAGCUUUCAUCUGAUGAUGUUUUUCUCACGGUUGGUUGCACUCAAUCGAUCGAGAUUGCAGUAUCAGUCCUUGCUCGCCCUGGUGCAAAUAUCUUGCUCCCUAAUCCAGGUUAUAGAUUUUAUGAGGCGCGGGCAGCUUGUAGUGGGGUUGAGGUUCGACAUUUUAAUCUCAUUCCCGAGAGGAACUGGGAGGUCGAUCUUGAUGGCAUCAAAUCCCUGGCUGAUGAGAACACGGUUGCAAUGGUACUCGUAAACCCCGGAAAUCCUUGUGGGAAUGUCUUUACUUAUCAGCAUUUGGCAAAGGUCGCUGAGACUGCAAAGAAGCUUGGAAUUCUCAUUAUUUCAGAUGAAGUUUAUGGUCAUCUGACAUUUGGGUGCAAUCCAUUUGUGCCAAUGGGAGUGUUUGGAUCGAUUGCUCCAGUCCUUACUCUUGGGUCAAUAUCAAAGAGAUGGUUAGUGCCAGGGUGGCGAUGUGGUUGGCUUGUAACAAAUGACCCCAAUGGCAUUCUAAAAGAAACUAAGAUUGUUGAUGACAUUAAGAACUGUCUCAAUGUCUCUUCUGAUCCUGCAACCUUUGUUCAGGGUGCAAUUCCUCAAAUCCUUAAGACUACAAGAGAGGAUUUCUUUAACAAGACUAUUGAUAUACUGAGGCAAACAGCAGCCAUAUGUUUUGAUAAAAUAAAGGAGAUUGAUGGCAUUACUUGCCCAUGCAAACCAGUGGGGUCCAUGUUUGUUAUGGUGAAGAUGGAUGUGUCACGUCUGGCAGACAUUUCAGAUGAUGUGGACUUCUGCUGCAAGCUGGCCAAAGAGGAAUCGGUGGUCAUUCUUCCAGGAAGCGCAGUUGGAUGUAAGAAUUGGCUCCGUAUCACUUUCGCCAUCGGUCCAUCUUCCCUUGAAGAUGGUCUUGAGAGACUGAAAUCCUUCUGCCAGAGGCAUGUAAAGAAAUAAAAACUGAAAAAUAUGGGUGGUGAUCAGCAACAGCUCGUUGGAUCUCCUCUGCAUCUCAAUCACUCUCUUGAAUGAUCGUUGUUUGCAUAUGUGAGUUCUUUAGUUGGGCAACAGUUAAUAGGGCCAAGAAAUAAUCAGUAAAAAGCACAUGCUGUGAUUGGCAACAGCUUGUUGCGCUAUCCAAGAAUUUCUAGUCUUCUAUUUAGUCUAGUAAAAGAUGUUGAGCUAAACAUACAUUGUGUAUUAAAUAUUCUAUUGGUGGCUGUUUG
Messenger RNA from Magnolia sinica, 1587 nucleotides. RefSeq names its product nicotianamine aminotransferase 1-like. Bases 59 to 1318 code for a protein of 419 amino acids. Gene Ontology annotation, molecular function: transaminase activity; pyridoxal phosphate binding. NCBI's taxonomy places the organism in Eukaryota, Viridiplantae, Streptophyta, Magnoliopsida, Magnoliales, Magnoliaceae. Gene Ontology annotation, biological process: biosynthetic process; amino acid metabolic process. The transcript has 7 exons. The record is from RefSeq and is a predicted model, not a curated record.